GUUGUGUCAGGAUAUCAUCCUCGUCAGCACAUUCACCCGUAUCUCUGCACAGUGUCUGUUUUUUCUCUUCCAGGAGUGUUGACACUGGUCGACAAAUCACAAUGGAAAGCCCAGCCUACAGAAGGCCAACUCAACAAGCUAGUCCAUCCCACCAAAUACGUCAUAGUACAACACUCAGCCACCUACUCUUGUAAAACUAAUGAAGGAUGCGAGAUCCUAAUGAGAUCCAUCCAGAACAAUCACAUAAACAACGACGAUAUAGGGGAUGAUAUUGGCUACAAUUUUGUGAUCGGGGGAAACGGGUUGGUUUAUGAAGGGAGAGGUUGGGACACUGUGGGUGCCCAUACUAGGGGUUGGAACAGUGCUUCGAUAGGGGUCGCAUUUUUGGGCAAUUUUCAAAAAGAAGUACCCAAUCCCGCCUAUUUUGAUGCGUUAGAUUGUUUGAUCAGAGAAGGUGUUCGCUUGAAAAAAUUGGACGAAAAUUAUAGACUUGUGUAUGCGGCACAGGUUCAAGAUACGUUGAGUCCUGGUAAACAUGUGAACACACAAAUGAAGAAACAUCCUCAUUUCUAUUCAGUGGAGGAUCAGUUGUUUGUCAAUGAUCCUUCUAAGGAGUGACUCAUAUCUAUUUAUUUUUGUCUGGUUUCACCAAGCUCGGUCAAGACAUUUGAACAUGAUCAAGCCGGGUGAAGGAUUUACAAGUGCACUGGAAUUAUCGAUUAGUAAAAACUACAGUUACUGUAUGAAGAAACUCUUCAAAGCUGAACAGUUGAAACACCAGCUUGUAUGCUAUGGUGAUGGCUAUUACUACGUUUACUAUAAUAUCAAGCUGGAUUCGCAAACAAUAGUAGAUAUAUAAUUCAUGUAGUUUCUAAUGGGUUUAUUCAAAUUCAUACUCACUCGGCGGGGCUCAAUACGAAUAGGUCUGAUCCAAUCAGAACUCCGGGGAAUUAUAUUUUCCUACAGAUACCUUGAAAAGUGACCAUUUCUGCACUGAUUGCAGGCCGCAAAGAAUCACUUUUCCGCACUAGUGCGCAAAGUGAGUACUUUGCGUACUCCAGAUUUGCAGCAUG
Nilaparvata lugens (brown planthopper) is the source of this 1073-nucleotide messenger RNA. Its product is annotated as peptidoglycan-recognition protein 2-like. The record is from RefSeq and is a predicted model, not a curated record. The annotation marks the transcript as partial. The transcript has a single exon. NCBI's taxonomy places the organism in Eukaryota, Metazoa, Arthropoda, Insecta, Hemiptera, Delphacidae. Gene Ontology annotation, molecular function: zinc ion binding; N-acetylmuramoyl-L-alanine amidase activity. Gene Ontology annotation, biological process: peptidoglycan catabolic process.